Molecule: messenger RNA, 1302 nt
Organism: Closterium sp. Naga37s-1
Lineage: Eukaryota; Viridiplantae; Streptophyta; Zygnematophyceae; Desmidiales; Closteriaceae
Source: the annotation of a GenBank genome assembly
AUGCCAACUGUGACCACACUUCACUGUGGUGGAGUGUGGUGGAGUGUGGACAUCCGUGCCUUCUCCCUACCCGUGCCUUCUCCCUACCCGUGCCUUCUCCCUACCCAUGCCUUCUCCCUACCCGUGCCUUCUCCCUACCCAUGCCUUCUCCCUACCCGUGCCUUCUCCCUACCCGUGCCUUCUCUCUACCUGUGUCUUCUCCUUACCCGUGCCUUCUCCCUACCCGUGCCUUCUCCCUACUUGCGCCUUCUCCCUACCCGUGCCUUCUCCCUACCCGUGUCUUCUCCCUACCCGUGCCUUCUCACUACCCGUGCCUUCUCCCUACCCGUGCCUUCUCCCUACUCAUGCCUUCUCCCUACUCGUGCUUCUCCCUACCCGUGCCUUUUCCCUACCCGUGCCUUCUCCCUACCCAUGCCUUCUCCCUACCCGUGCCUUCUCCCUACCUUUCCCUUCUCCCUACCUGUGCCUUCUCCCUAUUCGUGCCUUCUCCCUACCCGUGCCUUCUCUCUAUCCGUGCCUUCUCCCUACCCGUGCCUUCUCCCUACUAGUGCCUUCUCCCUUCCCGUGCCUUCUCCCUACCCGUGCCUUCUCCCUACCCGUGCCUUCUCCCUAUCCGUGCCUUCUCCCUACCCGUUCCUUCUCCCUACCCGUGCCUUCUCCCUACCCGUGCCUUCUCUCUACCCAUGCCUUCUCUCCACCCGUGCCUUCUCCCUAGCCGUGCCUUCUCCCCGUGCCUUCUCCCUACCCGUGCUUUCUCCCUACCCGUGCCUUCUCCCUACCCGUGUCUUCUCCCUACCCGUGCCUUCUCCCUACCCGUGCCUUCUCCCUACCCGUGCCUUCUCCCUACCCGUGCCUUCUCCCUACCUGUGCCUUCUCCCUACCCGUGCCACUUUCUUGCCCGUGUCGCAUUCCUUCCCAUGCCCCUCUCUUGCCCAUGUCUAUGUCCUGCCUGAAGUCAGGUGUGGCGAUGCGGCUGCCACACUCACCAACCCCAAGCGCUGCACGGCUCGCUACGGAGCCCUCCUCUCAGACUCCUGCGGCCACGCCUGCAUCUCACCCUGCGGUCACUGCAUCGUUGCCCCAGCUGCUAACACCGACCAAGGCCUGGGCUUGCAGCAGCACCAGCAGCGGUUGGAGAGAAAGCACAAGGAAUGCAAACGCGACCUCCCCUGCGGUCACCUCUGUCGGGACCCCUGCCACCUCGACAAACCCUGCUUGCGGGUGGAGCUGCAGGCACCAGGGUCGGUGCUCCCUGCCCUGCGGUGCCCCCUGCGACCGCCUGUCAUGCGAGCAACGCUGUGA